UUCUCUGAUACAGCCGAUGCAGGAUUGUCGUCGUCCUUCUAUAUAAGAAACGUAUAUAUCCAUGGAAGAAGAAGCUUCAAGAAAGUAGCUUUUCUUCAAGAUUUCUAAUUACAUCUAUCAUACAAUAUGAUUGAUCCUUCUUACCUGGUCCUGAUUGUAUGUAUUUAAUAUACAGUGCGUGGUUGUAAGAGUAUAAUUAGUUGCCGGAAAAUUAAAGCAUUAAUUCUCCGAUGGAGGCAGUUCCGAUGAAUGGAUCGUGGGAUCAAUCAAUUUCUUCAUACCAAUCCCCAAUUGGAAACCCUAGAAAACCUCACCACUAUCCCUUCUAUUCAAUUUCAAACCCUACUGAGAAUAAUAAUUACUUUCCAAUCCCCUCUCAUUUCCAGACGACAGUAGGCUUUCUUCAACCGCCGGCGCCGGCGCCGCCGCCAUUUCUCUCCCACUCAUAUCCUCCUUACUCGUCGCAGCCACCGCUGCUGCCUCUGCCCGCCUCCGCUCCGCUCCGCCGAGCCCCCAGCCGGAGCUUCUCAGGCCCUCCUUCCAGUAAUAAAAAACCCAACAACAACUCCAGAAUCAUCAAAGACUCUAAUUCUCUCAAUUCCAAGAAAACAUCAAAGCCUCUCCCGAAGAAAUUCUCUGAACAAUCUUCUAUUUCUAAGAGCCUCAGUACUGUUUCAUCGGCAAAUAAUUUCCACAAAGAACAGCCCAAAAAUGUCCCAAAAGUUUUGCCUUUGAUCAGCUCAUCAGGUAGCCGUAGUACAAACACUAACCCUAAUAAUUGUAAUAACAGUUCAAGAUUUUCUCCUGAUAAAGAAUCGGGAGGCAAUCGAUCUCCUCAUAACGUAGCCAUGUUUUCCGGUUCGGCGGCGUUUACAAUCUCGUCGCCGCCGCCGAGCAGCUUGCCUCUGCCCAGUUUUUCAUUGAGGCCAAAGCUCAGCUGCAACGCGGAGGCGGCGGAUACCGGAUCAGCCACAGAUGAUCUCCGGCGACUUCUUCAGCUCCGGUGAUCGAUCUACUCAAGUUUAGUUUGGAAACAAUAAAGAAUGCAGAUAUGAGCAUCGAAGGUGGGGAUUAAAUAUCGUCCUCCCAUAUAUAUCUAUGCUUGGGAAAUUAAAAGUUCUACUACUACCACAAUCUCUAUCAUCUCUCCUCCAUUUUCGAAUUUCUUGAUAUGCUAGCCAGUACGUAAAUUAAUGAUUUAUUGUGAUUGCCUCGUGUGUUUUUGUAAUGAGGGUGCACAAUAAAUCUGUUCUUGUGUAAUGUUGAAAAGAUUAAAUUAAGAUUGCAAGAAUUUGUCA
Messenger RNA from Andrographis paniculata, 1298 nucleotides. Its product is annotated as pollen-specific leucine-rich repeat extensin-like protein 2. Bases 231 to 1007 code for a protein of 258 amino acids. Lineage: Eukaryota; Viridiplantae; Streptophyta; Magnoliopsida; Lamiales; Acanthaceae. The record is from RefSeq and is a predicted model, not a curated record. The transcript has a single exon.